This is a messenger RNA of Amyelois transitella, 867 nucleotides long. RefSeq names its product segmentation protein even-skipped-like. NCBI's taxonomy places the organism in Eukaryota, Metazoa, Arthropoda, Insecta, Lepidoptera, Pyralidae. Gene Ontology annotation, molecular function: DNA-binding transcription factor activity, RNA polymerase II-specific; RNA polymerase II cis-regulatory region sequence-specific DNA binding. Gene Ontology annotation, cellular component: nucleus. Gene Ontology annotation, biological process: regulation of transcription by RNA polymerase II. The transcript has 4 exons. The record is from RefSeq and is a predicted model, not a curated record. Bases 1 to 867 code for a protein of 288 amino acids.
AUGGAAUCGGAGAUUAACAAAAUGCAAACGAAAAUGCCGUCAAAAAAUUUUUCUAUCGAAUCGAUAGUCGGUUUGAACGAUAGACGAUCGCCAGAUAUCGAUAUCGAGAAUACGAUAUCUCAAGAUUACCAAGGGAACGAGCAUUUAGAAGAUGAGGAUAUUAAAAUUAGGGAGGGGAAAAUGGGGUACUAUUUUCAACGGAAUAGGAUGCCGAAUUUUCCGUUUUUCAUGAGGGUUGGGGAGUUUCAGGAGGACCAGAGGUUGGUCCCUGAAGAUCUGAAGAGGGCUAGCCCGGGAAGUGUGAGGAGUGAGGUGGAUAGCGACGGGGUGGACGACCGACCGCACGAGUCGUUGAGUCCUCAAUCUGAGCAGAUGACCAACACUGGAUCCGUUCCCGACCCAAACAUAAGAAGGUACCGUACAGCCUUCACGCGGGAGCAGCUCGCGCGGCUCGAGAAAGAGUUCAUGAAGGAGAACUACGUAUCCAGGCCGCGCAGGUGCGAGCUGGCGGCCCAGCUGCAGCUUCCGGAGUCCACUAUUAAGGUGUGGUUUCAGAACCGCAGAAUGAAAGACAAGCGCCAACGUAUCGCCGUAGCGUGGCCUUACGCGGCGGUCUACAGCGACCCGGCCUUUGCCGCGUCCAUACUUCAAGCGGCAGCUUCCUCGGUGGGGUUACCUUACGGCUACCCCUCCCCGGCCUUAAUGCCGCCCUUCCACAACCCCCAGCUAUUACCAGCUGGAUAUCCCUAUCCUUAUCCAGCGUACCCUAGGUACCCAUACAUCUCACCCACUCCGCCAUCUUCUAUCACUUCGGAGUCAAAUUUAAGGCCAGCGUGUCCCAAUUAUAAUAUUAAUGUAGAUAAAUAA